Molecule: messenger RNA, 276 nt
Organism: Lasiodiplodia theobromae
Lineage: Eukaryota; Fungi; Ascomycota; Dothideomycetes; Botryosphaeriales; Botryosphaeriaceae
Product: Hydrophobin 2
Exons: 3
Coding region: 1-276 (91 amino acids)
Cellular component (GO): extracellular region
Source: RefSeq, a predicted model, not a curated record
AUGAAGUUCAUCGCUGCCAUCAUCGCCCUCGCCGCCGUUGCCCUCGCAGCGCCCGCCCAGCUCGAGGAGCGCCAGAGCACCCUUUGCACCUCUGGUGAUCCGCUCUGCUGCCAGCUGGACGUUAUUGGUGUCGUCGACGCCACUUGCACUUCGCCCUCCGCAACCCUUACGACGGUCACGGAGUUCCAGGAAUACUGCGCUGACAGCGGAAGGACGGCUGAGUGCUGCACUCUGUCUUUGGGAAUCGCUGGCUUGAUCUGCUCUGCUCCUGUCUAA